AAGACUCUACCAUGCGUCAUUUAAGCCUAGUCCAGUGUAAGCGUGUGAGCAAGAAUUUGUUUAUUUAGUACGGAUCGGUGUCAUCCUGCAACGUCUGUCAGAUUCGCAGCUGUUUUCGGAAAUUUUGACUCCGGAGCGCUGCACGCGUCGACUCCGGCUUUCGGUACAACCCAGACGGAGACGAGCCAUGGCCAUGCUGCCAACACCACAAUCAACAAGAUUUUCGGUGGUUUGGAGGGAGCAGAACCAACACCGCACAAGUAGCAGCUGCAGAUCCGGUUUUCGGGGGAUUCGGAACGGCGCAACCUUAAAGGCGGGUUCGACUGGCUUCGAAGAAUUCGGUGCGAUAGCUACCAUUUCGGCUGCAGGGGGUUCCGGGACAACGUCCGCCGCUUGGCUCCCGCUUUUGAUGAAAUCGGAGGAUUCGGAAAGGGCAAUCAGAAGCAGUUCGCUUCCGUUCCGGUUCGAGCAUACUCAUACUUUUACCAACACCGGUUUUGAAGAAUUUAGUAGCUCCUUCGGAGCGGGAACUUUCGCGUAGCCACAACCGACUCUAAAUUCUUGCAUAAGAAGCUUUGGCCCAACCGAUUUUCAAUGUUGCGAUCUUUGCUCAUCGCUAGUUGGAAUUAUUUGCACGCCAUGCACCAUGCGCCAUGAGACACACUUUACUCGCUCACGUCGACUCCGGCUUUCGGUACAACCCAGACGGUGACGAGCCAUGGCCAGGCUGCCAACACCAUAACCAACACGAUUUUUGAUGGUUUGGAGGGAGCAGAACCAACACAGCACAAGUAACAGCUGCAGAUCUGGUUCUUGAAAGUUUCGGAACGGCUACAACCUCAAAGGCGGAUACGGCUGGCUUCGAAGGAUUUGGUGCGAUAGCUGCAGCGGUAUUCGGAGGUUUCGGGACAACGCCCGCCACUUGGGUAAUGCAUUAAAAAAUUAUUUUUUCCUCAUAUUGCUAACGACGCCCUUUGUUUGUAGCUCCCACUUUUGAUGGAAUCAGAGGAUUCGGAAGGGACAAUCAGAAGCAGUUCGCUUCAGUUCCCGUUCGAGCAUACUGAUACUUUUACCAACACCGGUUUUGAAGAAUUUAGUAGCUCCUUAGAAGAGGAUAGUAGCAACCGGCAAAAAAUGGUUAAAAAUCGUGCUAACGUUGUAGCAUCAGCAGAAGCAACAACCGGAUCUAAUCCCGAAAAAAAAGAAGCUUUGUCCAACCGAUUUUCAUUGUUUCGAUCAUCGCUCUUCGUCAACUGGAAUGAUUUGCACGCCAUGCUAGGCACCGAGAAAGCCUUUACUCGCCCACCAAUGCGCCGGAGGACAUCACAGCUAGUUAUUAUUUUUGUUGGUUCGAAACCAAU
Messenger RNA from Uranotaenia lowii, 1361 nucleotides. RefSeq lists its product as uncharacterized. The record is from RefSeq and is a predicted model, not a curated record. Lineage: Eukaryota; Metazoa; Arthropoda; Insecta; Diptera; Culicidae. The transcript has 2 exons. Bases 188 to 541 code for a protein of 117 amino acids.